This is a messenger RNA of Conger conger (European conger), 2208 nucleotides long. It is a transcript of the gene creb3l4, whose product is annotated as cAMP responsive element binding protein 3-like 4. Gene Ontology annotation, molecular function: RNA polymerase II cis-regulatory region sequence-specific DNA binding; DNA-binding transcription factor activity, RNA polymerase II-specific. The transcript is spliced from 11 exons. Gene Ontology annotation, biological process: regulation of transcription by RNA polymerase II. The record is from RefSeq and is a predicted model, not a curated record. NCBI's taxonomy places the organism in Eukaryota, Metazoa, Chordata, Actinopteri, Anguilliformes, Congridae. Bases 215 to 1507 code for a protein of 430 amino acids. Gene Ontology annotation, cellular component: nucleus.
GAUUAAAGAGGUUGAAGUGCGUAGUCCUGCAGCCGGUUGAACGAAGAGACUUUAGGCUUUGGAAAAUAAUCCCUUUUAAUGGAUAUUAUUAGGCAUGCAUGUAUACGUAUUAAUAAUCAAUUCUGAAGACAGCAGAACCACAUAACAACUCCACCCACAUACAGGGAAGAAAGAAGUCGAGUUGUAAGGUCGGCUACUGUCGCAAUUUGAGGAGAUGGAUGCAGAGAAUGGAGCAGUUUUCUUUGGGCUAAGGGACGAGGAGGGGGCAGUAGAUGGUGCCUUGGCUGUUGACGGGCUGUUCUCUUCCCCUCAAACCUUGGAGGAGUGGGCUCUGGAACCUCACUGUGGUCUGAAUGAUAGUGAAACGGAAGAUGUCCUCCACGCAAUCAACCCAAAUGAGGUGUUUCCUUCAGGACCCCCUGGGGAGGCGCUCUCAGAGAGUGACAGCGGUAUCUCUGAGGACCCCUGUUCUAAAACCCCGCCUCUGCAAGGCCCUCCUACCGUCUACCAGGUGGUAUAUGAUAUCAGCAGUCUGAGCAGCAUCAAGACUGAACCAGAGCAACACAGUGUGGAUGUCAUCUCCAUAGAGCUGGAUCAGUGGAGUUCACAGAUGUUGAUCUCAGAGUCUUGCAUUGUGAAUGAGCUUCCCAUGGUGCCCACACCAAAACCUGAAAGUGUCCUUGCUGCCAUUUCCAAAGAUGACCACAGUCUGGACGAUAUACCGCUUUACCCUGAUCUCCUUCUGACUGAGGAGGAACAGAAGCUGCUGACCCAAGAGGGCAUAUCUUUACCCAAUAACCUGCCACUGACAAAGGCAGAGGAGAGGAUACUGAAGAAAGUGCGACGCAAGAUCCGCAACAAGCAGUCGGCCCAGGACAGUCGGCGCAGGAAGAAGGAGUACAUCGAUGGACUGGAGGGCAGGGUGGCAGCUUGCUCAGCACAGAACCAGGAGCUUCAGAAGACCGUGGACCAGCUGGAGAAGCACAACAUGUCUCUGCUGGCCCAGCUCCGCAGGCUGCAGUCCCUGAUCAAGCAGACGGCCACUAAAGCUGCGCAGACCAGCACCUGCAUCAUGAUCUUCCUCUUCUCCCUGGCUCUCAUCAUCUUCCCCAGUUACAGCCCCUUCAGUUGGGAUGCUGUCUCAGUGGAGGAGGGCUACACACCAACCGGAGUUAUCUCCAGAAACAUCCUUACAGACCCUGCUUCGUCUCUGCCAGUGUCCGAGGAUACAGACAGCCCUGCCCUAAAUCAUGACACGCCGCCCCUUCCUCCUGACCUGGGAAAGCCUGAUUCGCUGGAAGUCAACUCAGUGCUACUUCAGCAGCCUAUGGAUAGCUCAGAGAUGGCUAUCAAUGAAGGCCUUGCCCAGGACCAUAGCGAACCAAGAAAUGUCUCAAACAUGGUGGAAGGAAGGACUGAUGCCCUGGCUCUGGAUUUGAUGUCAGCCAAAGGACAAGGCAGUGCCAGCGUUGAUCCUACUAAACCAGCCCAUGCUGAUGAGAUGUAGUACAGUGGCAGAAAUCUCUUGCAGUAUAUAUUUUGGAACCCUUUUGAAUUCUGGAACAAUGAUGGCCAAGCUUUUUAGGGAACUUUGAAAUAACAUUUUGGUACUGUCAGAUGCUUUAUUUAGGCUAAUUGCUGCCUUGCUGUCUUCAUUAUUUGGCACAGGAUACUGUAGUGAGCAUGACUGAUCUUGUCCAAUGUUUGUUUGAUGUAGUCCCUUACUCAUAACAUUGUGUGUGGCAGGAAGUGCAUUGAAAUGUGGCUAAAACAAAGCUGACUUUUUUACUUUUUUUUCAUCAAUGAAUUUAUUAUCUUCUUCUUCUCAAGACUAUAAGAAUUCCAACAGGUUUUCAUCAGAUCAAAACCUGAAAUGUAUACCCUUGCAGAGGUUUAGUGGUCAGAGUGCCCUAUAUAGUUUGAACAGUGAUAGGAGUUUUUAACUGUAAGAACUACCAUCAUCUCUUGGUUUCCUUCAAAGAAGGCCGUUGGUCAAAUCAGGUUCAUGAUUAGCACCAUUUCCUAUCUCCUUAACAACAUUUUUGUAUCUAUAUUACACAUCUUGUUCUGAAUUUAAUAUUUAUGUUGUUUGUAUUUAUAAACAAAGGGAAGAGUAUGAGGAAAGCUUUAAUUUUAUUAUUUUUUAUUGAGUUGUGCGGCUUCCUAGCGGACACUUUGUAAGUUAGGGACUGCAGAAGCAAUUUGAGG